UCUCUCACCAUCACCAACUUCCCGCUCAAUGGGCCGUGCAUUUGUCCACGAUCUAUUUGGGAUGGCUUACGGACUAGCCAGCUAACAUUUCCUCUAUCCAAUUGUCUUCUUAUCAAUCUACAGACCCUUGCCAGCGGCGCUGUGCUGUGCUUCCCCAGUGUGGAGCGGUGAAACAACGUCGUCAUCGACAUCAUGUCCGAGCCGGAUCUCGUCGGGGCUUCAGUCGACAGCCCGAGCAGUUCCGACGGCGUCCAUCGUCAGGCUGCUAUUCUCGACCGCCAUCUGCCAGAGGGCUAUUCUGCCGACCCAGAAGUGAGCCUGGCUACCGAGCCUAUCGAGGUCGUCGUAGAGCCCAUUGUCGCUCCUUCAUCGGCGAGCCAAGAUCUCUUUGACUCUCCCGCGGCCUCUGCGACAGAGCUAGCUGCUCCUAACAAUGGCAACGGACAAGAGGGAAGCAGUGAUGCAACCCCGACUCUGGAGACGCUAGAGUCUUCGCUAAAGCUCCAAGGCGGUGACAUCCAUCGCGACAUGUUCAAGAUCAAGGCCCGAGCCGGCUCAAGUCGCCGAUCCAAUACGUUUUCUCAUCACCCAUCGCCCCAUCUGGGCCCGGCUGGUGAAUUGUCACAUGCUGAACAACUUGAACCGGGUGGCUUCAGGCGGCAGCACCUGCGUCGCCGGGCUCGACAGCGGCAGCAAAGUGGACUCGUUGUGGCCAGCACCUUUGUCGAUUUCCUCGACCUCUACGGCAGCUUUGCCGGUGAGGCCCUCGAGGAUACCGAUGAAGAUGAGGACGAAUCUGUCGUCACUGAGGAGUCUGAAGAAGCCGUUGAUGAUGAACAUCGUCCACUGCUCGCGCGGCCCAAAGCCGACCGGCGGAAGAGCUCUCGACGCCUUAGCCGUGAGGGUGACGCUAGCACCGUCAAGACCUUCUUCACGCUCAUCAAGGCCUUUAUUGGCACGGGCAUCUUGUUCCUUCCCAAGGCCUUCCGCAAUGGAGGUAUCCUCUUCUCGUCGAUUGCGCUGAUUUCCGUAUCUUUGCUCAAUUGCUUCUGCUUCCGCUUACUGCUUGACUGCCGUCACAAAUAUGGCGGUGGCUACGGAGAGAUUGGUGAAGCCAUCGUCGGUCCUCGGUUCCGAAGCUUGAUACUUGCAUCAAUUGCUAUUUCUCAGCUUGGAUUUGUUUGCUCCGGCAUCAUUUUCACGGCAGAAAAUCUCUUCUCUUUCCUCGACGCCGUCACUAAGGGCGUCGGCCAUCUUGGAGUGUCAGGGCUAAUUGGGCUUCAGUUUCUCCCCCUCAUCCCUCUUGCUUUGAUUCGCAAUAUCUCCAAGCUAGGUCCUGUUGCACUGGUGGCAGAUGUCUUCAUUCUCAUUGGGCUUGUGUAUAUCUGGUACUACGAUAUUGGAAGUCUAGCUAGGCACGGCAUCGAACCAAGCGUUAAGCUGUUCAACCCAAGGGACUUUCCUCUGACUCUUGGCUCGGCCAUCUUUACGUUUGAAGGAAUCGGCUUGAUUCUUCCGAUCCAGUCAAGCAUGAAGAAGCCCCAUCAUUUCAAAGGCCUGCUCUACUUCGUCAUGUUUCUCAUCACGGCCAUCUUUACGUCGGUUGGAGCACUAUGCUACGCAACCUUCGGCGAGAAUACCAAGAUCCAGAUCAUUUCCAAUUUCCCCCAGGAUUCGCCUGUUGUCAACUCAGUUCAAUUUCUCUACUCACUGGCCGUACUAGCAGGUGAGCCUGUGCAGCUGUUUCCUGCCGUGCGUAUCCUGGAGACGUCAAUCUUUGGGGAACGAGCCACGGGCAAGAAGAGCGCGGCAAUCAAGUGGAAGAAGAAUGGCCUUCGAACACUGACCAUUGCUGUCUGUAUCGGUGUUGCGGUUGUUGGCGCAAGUGAUUUGGAUAAGUUUGUGGCUCUGACGGGGUCUUUUGCUUGCAUUCCCUUGGUCUACAUGUACCCAGCAUAUUUGCAUCUCAAGGGUGUUGCUGAGAGUAAGCGGGAGAAGUGCUUGGAUCUCUUGACGAUAGUCGUUGGAGCCGUUGCCAUGGUCUAUACGACAUCCGUGAUCGUGGCGCAGUGGGUUCAGGGCUGAUGAUAUAUCAUGUAGAACAGCUUGUAGGUUAUACGUUGAGUAGCUCGUUGGAGUACGACCUGUCUUGUGUCUUAAAUGAUCUCUAGUUGGAGUUGAUUUGAAUGGAGAUUUUUGAAUGGAUUCGUUCUUUUUCCUUGUGUGGCCGCCCAUGCGCUCUACGUAUAUCAUUGCUGAAUGGCUUUUCGUGACAACGGGGCAACCUGAAGGAUUUUCAUUUAAUAUGGCGAUUGAUGUAGCUUAUUGUCCGUUUGAGUAUGUCUUUGAGCAUGUCUCUAAGUAUGUACUAUCACAGCGAGUAGGAAGGUUAGAGUCACAUCACGAUAUUCAUAGCAUCACAUGCAUUUACAAUUGUUUCAAAAUACUUUACACGGAUUUGUUUAUGAUACACCGGAAGAUGACGUGUAAGACUAGUAUCAUGAGAGCCUAAAUAAUAACAAAACUUUUGGAUUGUGCUCGGCA
This is a messenger RNA of Trichoderma harzianum CBS 226.95, 2544 nucleotides long. RefSeq lists its product as hypothetical. NCBI's taxonomy places the organism in Eukaryota, Fungi, Ascomycota, Sordariomycetes, Hypocreales, Hypocreaceae. The coding region runs from base 193 to 2085 and encodes 630 amino acids. Gene Ontology annotation, biological process: amino acid transmembrane transport. The record is from RefSeq and is a predicted model, not a curated record. The transcript has a single exon. Gene Ontology annotation, molecular function: amino acid transmembrane transporter activity.